Molecule: messenger RNA, 3358 nt
Organism: Liolophura sinensis
Lineage: Eukaryota; Metazoa; Mollusca; Polyplacophora; Chitonida; Chitonidae
Product: WD repeat, SAM and U-box domain-containing protein 1-like
Exons: 12
Coding region: 192-1703 (503 amino acids)
Biological process (GO): protein ubiquitination
Molecular function (GO): ubiquitin-protein transferase activity; protein binding
Source: RefSeq, a predicted model, not a curated record
CCAAACAUUUGUGGUGAGGUUUCGGGAGGAAAAUAAUGAAGCAAAAUGUAUUGCAGCCGAGAACUCACAUUUGGCUGUGUGCUGACUACCUAAUAAUCAGCUGAACAAAGAAGCAGAGCUUUUAUCUUUGUAUAAGUUGCUAUCACACCACCUGCUGUUUGAGGGUGUAGGUGUUUGUGGUGUAGGAAGUCAUGUCCAACAUGCCUCUAGCAGAACACCUUCACACUGUCCAGUCCCACAACACUGAUGUAAAUGGGCUGUGCUUCUCUACCUCAGCGCUGGCCACAUGCUCAGGGGAUAAGACAGUACGGCUGUGGAGCACUGAGGACUUCGCAGAGCUUCCCAUAUCUCCCUUGUGUGGUCAUACAUACGUCGUCUACAAGUGUCAGUUCUCACCGUUUGGUACAACUCUGGCGUCUUGCUCCAUGGACGGCAGCAUUAUUCUAUGGAAUGUGAAGACUGGAGAACAGUCAGCAGUGUUGCGCCACCCAUCAAACACGAGUAUACGUGUGUGUAAAUUCUCUCCCAACUCGUCCAUGCUGGUGUCUGGCAGUGAUGACAACAGCCUAUGUCUAUGGGAGGUAUCCUCAGGAAAACUAACCAAAACUUUAACAGGUCAUGAGGAGUCCGUUGUGGCCUGUGAUUUCUCACCUGAUGGGAAUUACCUGGCCUCCGGAAGCCCAGCUGGUGACAUAAGGAUCUGGGAUGGUCAGUAUGGCCAUGGCAAAUGUCUCCUCUUAGAGCUGGAUGCUCACGAUCUAGGAGUCACGUGUUGUGAAUUUUCCCCAACCUACGUUCAAGGACCAAACAGCUCAGGAACAACUCAGACGGCUCACUAUGUUCUGGUCACUGCUGGUCAAGAUGAUGCUAUCAGGAUCUGGGAGCUUGUGGCAGAUGUGGGAUCCCUAAAUAUGAGGCUGACAUUACGAGAUACUCUACUGGGACAUACUGGACCAAUCAUGUGUAUUGCAUUUGGCAGACAAGGAGCUCUGCUGGCUUCUGGGUCAGGUGACAAGACUGUGAGACUCUGGGAUGCGGCAAAAGGAGAAUGUCUUCAGGUGAUGGAAGCUCAUUCCAGGUAUGUCACGUGUUGUGCCUUCUCCCAGGAUGGGAAACUUUUGGCAUCAGGUUCUAAUGACAGGACAGUGAUGGUGUGGAGAGUGACCACAGAAACUGACCUGUCAGAUGCUGCUACUGAUGGUAACCUUGUUGACCUGAGUGAGGAGGUGGUGUUUGAGAAGACACCCAUGGAGAGGUGGAGUGUUGAGGAGGUGGGUGUCUGGCUGGAGCACAUUGGACUCCCCCAGUACAAGGAAACAAUGUCAUCCAAUGCCAUUGAUGGUACAGAGUUACUUACCUUGACUCACAGUACACUGGAGAAACCCCUGGGAAUAGUUGCUCUUGGACAUCGUAACAAGAUAUUGCGAGCAGUCAAACAGAUUCACAGCUGUCCUGUGAGGCAGAGGAAGGAUUCAGAUUUAUCUGCCCCUGAUGAGUACCUUUGUCCAAUCACACGCGAGAUCAUGAGGGACCCAGUGAUAGCUGCAGAUGGCUACACCUACGAAAAGUCUGCCAUUGAGUCCUGGGUGAAGAGUGGUAAGAGCAGAAGUCCCAUGACAAAUGCUGUGUUGGCUAGCUACAUGCUGACUCCUAACCGCAGCCUGAAGAUGUUAAUCCAGCGUCAUGUCCAUGAAGGCCACUGAGGAUAAAAUUCCCAUCAACUCUUCCCCUAUCCUCCACACCUGCUCUUAGUCAUGAAGAGAAACCUUAACUGCUCAUACAGAUGGAAACAUAUGUGUAACCCACUGUAACCCUGAUAGACAGCUGAGAGUCAAAUAGUUGGUUUAAAGGAUACGUCAAAGGGUGCUGUAAAGCAACGAGUAUGGUAAGAAAUAUAUGCCCCCAAGAAAAGAGAACAAAUUUUUAUUUAUGAGGUAUACUUUAUAUUUCUUAAAAACUCUUCUGUCAGUGAUGGGGAAAUAUAUGAAAAUGACAUCAUCAAUGAACAUACUGGGAAAGCAGAACCAAUUCGGUCUCUCCCACCAACAGAGCUGUUUUGACAGAUAUAACUGUUGACAUCACAGCAUGCUACACAAUUUCCAGACUGACUGCUGGGGCCUUAGAAAAACUGUAGUUCAAAGCCGAUUUUACGCCCCAAGAAGAAAGCUGAGAAGCUUUGUUUGUACUUUUGUAUGUUAGGCCACGUCAUAUUCUCUGUAUUAAGAAAUAAAUACCAAGUGUUUCACGUAUCAGUUCAAACCUGGACUGGACUCAUACCUAGAAAAGAUUGAAGUCAUUUUGAAGCUGGAUAUAAUAAUGGACACAGCCUUGAAGGUGGCACAUUGCAGGGUUUUACAGGGGCUAUUUAGCUUGAUAUUGUGAUAUGUUUGGAUGACCUGGUUAGGGCAAAUCUAGAUUAUGUGUAUGAUAACUCUCUGCUGUUAAGUCCUGCUAAGUGGUGCAGUUUUGCCCUCAAAACUUAAUCAGGUAUGUGUUAGUCACUUAACAGCGCUGUUUUUGCGUCAUUUGAUGAGCUGAUAUGUUUAUGCAAUACUAUGCUUUUAUCUCGUGUCCAAGAAAAGUUUGUUUUGAUUGCAGACUGUCUUGAGAUAGUGAUGAAGAUCUAGCAUUAUUUGAGCAAAAAAGUGUAAAUCAAAAAAUAGAAAUUGAAGUAAAAGAAAGGCUAUGUAUACAAGAUUCUAAUUGAAGAAAGGACUCAAACACUGGAGGACUGACGGAAGGUGUACCCUUUGCAUCUUGACUUGUUGUGAAUUAUGUAUAUCUUGAUAAAUCUAUAAUCCAUGAUGUCAUAGUAUCAUAUUUUCAUGUUGAAAGUAUUAUCAAGUGUAGUUGAAGUUUAUUAAUAUAUGAAAUGUUUUACCUAUAUUUAUAAAGUUUUAUAUUUUACAUUGUACUGUGUUUUAUGCACAUUGAUGUUUAAAGAAUGAAUGAUUAUGGCUUAACUUCACAUCAGCAAUAUUUUAGCUAUAUCAUGGAAAGGACUUGUAAAGAGAGGUAAUCCAAAUGUGUUUGUCCCAGGUUGAAGAACUAAAGCUAGGUAACAUGAACGUUUGCGCGAGUAUAUUUCAUGUUUAUGUGUGUUUCAAUGAAACAGAUGAAUAAUAAAAGUAACUUUUGUUUCAGUUUUAAGGUGAGUUUUUUUCUCCUGGGCAGUGGCAACUUGGGUCUAAGUCAGUCGGCCAUCAUUCUCUUGAAACAUAUGAGAACUACAUAAUUCACAAGUUGGCUGGCAGCCUGUCAUUGCAAAUGAAGAAAAGACUACACUGAGAUUGAAUCACCGUAGGGAGAAAUGUAAUGAUGUAUCACUGUAGACUAUAAAUCUGAAAUAAAAUGAACC